Molecule: messenger RNA, 2373 nt
Organism: Tetranychus urticae (two-spotted spider mite)
Lineage: Eukaryota; Metazoa; Arthropoda; Arachnida; Trombidiformes; Tetranychidae
Product: katanin p60 ATPase-containing subunit A-like 1
Biological process (GO): microtubule severing
Cellular component (GO): microtubule cytoskeleton
Molecular function (GO): microtubule severing ATPase activity; ATP hydrolysis activity; microtubule binding
Source: RefSeq, a predicted model, not a curated record
ACUCACUUUUUGUUGACAACAACCUUUUACUUCUUUAACAUCAUACCUGAUUCAACUCACCUGAUCACAGUAAUUUUUGGUUAUCUGGAUAGACCUUUAACUUGUGUAUAAAUCACCUCUAAAUUGUUAAUAUUGGAAAACCACCUAGAUUGUUGUCUCUAGUUAAUCAUCAAGAUGAACAUAAGCAUAACCGAUAUCUGUGAAAACACUAAAAUGGGUAGAGAGUUUGCUCUUCUUGGAAAUUAUGAAACUUCAUUGGUGUAUUAUCAAGGAGUUGUUCAACAAAUUCACAGAUUACUUCAAACUAUCAGUGAUCCUAUUAGAAAAGAAAGGUGGCAAGAGAUUCAACAAAAGAUUGCUGAAGAAUACGGUUAUGUCAAAGAUAUUCAAAGUCUAUUAGUUGGAUUUAGAGGUGAUCAUCACAAUAACCGUGUUGUUGGACCCAUUCGUCAAACAUCUCCAGCUUUUACUCUACCUGACCCUGACCCUGAUAUCUUUUGGCCCUUGGGCAGUAUUAACAACUCACCGCGAGAUGCUGACGUUUGGGCUCCACCACCAGACCCAAAGCCUGGCUCAAAUGCCAAAAAUUCUAGGGCAUCUAAAAGUACUUCAAGUAAAAUGACCUCUUCGGCUCGAACUCCAACGAAUAAAAGUAUUUCAGCCAAAAAGACAAGCAAUAGUGAUGGACGCAGCACAAGUAAAACUAAUAGUAGCUCACAAGGAACCAGUGAAGGCGGCCCUAAAAAGAAAGGAACUUCAGCGGGUAAAGAGGAAGCUGAAAAUCUAGCAGAAAAGAAAUUCGAGAUUCAUGGCCCUGAUGCUGAACUUGUAGACAUGUUAGAACGUGAUAUUCUUCAGAAAAAUCCAAAUAUUAAAUGGGAUGACAUUGCAGAUCUACAUGAUGCCAAAAGAUUACUUGAAGAGGCAGUUGUGCUUCCCAUGUUAUUACCCGACUUUUUCAAAGGAAUAAGACGUCCAUGGAAAGGUGUUUUGAUGGUGGGACCACCUGGAACUGGUAAAACGAUGUUAGCUAAAGCUGUUGCAACAGAGUGUGGUACCACUUUUUUCAAUGUUUCAUCUUCAACAUUGACUUCAAAGUAUCGGGGUGAAUCAGAAAAAUUGGUUCGCAUUUUAUUUGAAAUGGCAAGAUUUUAUGCUCCAAGUACUAUCUUUGUCGAUGAAAUCGAUUCACUUUGCUCAAGACGUGGAUCAGAUACCGAACAUGAAGCAAGUCGUCGUGUUAAAUCAGAGCUACUCAUUCAAAUGGAUGGUAUAACUAAUAAUGAAGAUCCAGCCAAAGUGGUCAUGGUUUUAGCAGCUACCAAUUUUCCUUGGGACAUUGAUGAAGCUUUGAGGCGUCGUUUAGAGAAGAGAAUUUAUAUUCCAUUACCCAACAAAGAAGGACGUGAAGCCUUACUCAAAAUCAACUUACGUGAAGUUGAAAAAUCUCCUGAUCUAGAUAUUAGUGAUAUUUCUAUACAAUUGGAUGGCUAUUCAGGAGCUGAUAUUACCAAUGUUUGUCGUGAUGCAUGCAUGAUGGCUAUGAGGAGGAAAAUUGCCGGUUUGACUCCUGAGCAAAUUAGAAAUUUAUCCAAAGAUGAGCUUGAAUUACCCGUCAGUCCGGGUGAUUUUUAUGAGGCAAUAAGAAAAGUAAAUAAAUCAGUUUCCGAGGAAGAUUUAAUGAAAUAUGAAAAAUGGAUGGCUGAAUUUGGUUCAACUUGAUUUAAGUUAAUGUUACCACAAAACAUAAUGAUGAAUAUAUCAAGCCUUUCAAAUCGCUCUUAAAUUUAAUUCCACCAUUUCCCGGUUCAGAACCUUUAGUUUAUUUCUACAACUAUGGAAUAAACAUCUUGUCAUACAAUCUGGAUUUAGAUGCACUUGUUAAGGUAACUCUGUAAAUACCCAAAGUUUUAUUUUUUUCAAAUUACCAAUGUUAAUUGGUGAAAUAGUUGAUUUUAUCCAAAUGAAAUACUUUAACACUUAAAUUUGUUGAAUUUAAUCUUUCAUAAUAUUUUAUAUUUUUAAUGCCAUUUGACUAAUUCGUCCUAUUCUAUGCCUAAAAGAAACAACAUGUCAAUUUAAUAAUACUUAAGUGAAACCCAAUCAAUCAAACACAACUCUUUACUGACUCAACUCAUAAUCUGACAAUUCCUACCUGUGCACUUACAUUUAAUUAUUUUGAAGCAAUCUUUAAUUCUAAGUAAUUUUAACAUGUUGACAGUGAAACGAAAAUAAAAUUUACCUUGUUAUUAUCGAAAAAACUCUUUCAUUAUCAAAUGUAACCAUUCUGGUUAAUCAAUUUUCUUUAUAAAAUAGAUUAUGUAUUGUUUAAUAUUUGAAUCAUGGGAAUAAAAACUGAUAGGAAAUCAUAAA